This is a messenger RNA of Castor canadensis (American beaver), 2676 nucleotides long. The record is from RefSeq and is a predicted model, not a curated record. NCBI's taxonomy places the organism in Eukaryota, Metazoa, Chordata, Mammalia, Rodentia, Castoridae.
GGCUGCGGCCCCCGCCGGUUACAUAACUCGUUGCGGGACCCGCGCGGUCCCGUGUCCCGGCUCCCUGCGUCCCAGGAUGCGUUGAGCCCCGCGACGCCCUCAUCUGGCCCCGGCUCCCGCCCGAGGUGUGAAUGACAGAGGUGGUGCCUUCGAGCGCCCUCAGCGAGGUCAGCCUACGCCUCCUCUGCCACGAUGACAUAGACACUGUGAAGCACCUGUGCGGUGACUGGUUCCCCAUUGAGUACCCAGACUCAUGGUAUCGUGAUAUCACGUCCAACAAGAAGUUCUUCUCCCUUGCUGCAACCUACAGAGGUGCCAUUGUGGGAAUGAUAGUAGCUGAAAUUAAGAGCAGGACCAAAAUACAUAAGGAGGUAUGUCUGUGCAACAGUGACUUGGCUGUUAUAGAAUUUGCAGAGGACAGUGAAGAUGCCUUCUCCCUGAGUCUGCCAUGUCAUCCUCCUAACUACUCUGCUGUACAUAACCUUUACCUCUUCUCCCAAGGUUCUCUUUUACUUGAAAGUUUAAAGGAUCACAUAUCAACCACAGCUCAGGACCACUGUAAAGCCAUCUACCUGCACGUCCUCACCACCAACAACACAGCGAUAAACUUCUAUGAAAACAGAGACUUUAGGCAGCAUCACUAUCUGCCUUAUUACUACUCCAUCCGAGGGGUCCUUAAAGAUGGCUUCACCUAUGUCCUCUACAUCAAUGGCGGUCACCCUCCCUGGACCAUCUUGGACUACAUCCAACACCUGGGCUCAGCACUAGCCAACCUGAGCCCCUGCUCCAUCCCGCACAGGAUCUACCGCCAGGCCCACAGCCUGCUCUGCAGUUUCCUGCCAUGGUCCAGUAUCUCCUCCAAGGGUGGCAUCGAGUACAGCCGCACCAUGUGAUGCCAGCUGGACAGCCUCCACCAAGCCACCUCCCUCAGCACCCUGUGGAACCCACCUUCCUGUCUGUCUGACCUCUGCUGUCCUCUUCAAGGAGCUGGCGGCUACCUGCUGGCCCUUCAGCCUGCCCCAGCUGCAGGUCUGGUGCUACGUGGGCUCAGGAGCAGAGCAUGCACCGUCUCCCCACAGGAUCCCUGGUUCUCCUUCCUGCUUCUGGAAACUUCUCCCUCCACUCACUCUCACCAUCAUACAGCAGGUGUUGCUGUUUUCACUAGGAAGGGGAUUCCCUCUCUGGACCUCUCUGCUCCUCUGUCUGGUCCUUCAGCUUCUUCUUUCAAAAUGAACUGAACUUUGUGCUAUGAAGGAAAAAUGUGACAUGGACACCCUUAACUCUGAAGGCACAGGAGCCUCAGAAGAAGAGGGUGCAAUAAAGGGAAUGCCAUGCCUUUGUCCAGGACCUGUCUGAAGAAGCCUGGAGAGUGGGAGCAACCUCCACCCUUCCACAGGAGGCUGGCUCUGGAGCACAGAGCUCCAGCACUUGGCCUGGGGCAGAUAGACAGUGGGACAGUUCCCUGCUCCCUAGUGACCUCCUGCCGUGUGCUUCUUAUUCUCUAGAGGGAUUGCAGGGCCCAUCAGAUGAUGGUAUUCUCCACACAGCUGACCUGCCCUAAGAGCUGGGCUGAGGAGAAACACUUGUGAGUCACCUGGGGUUCUCCCUUGUGCGUCCUUCAGUGAACUGAAGCUCCGAGGCCUGGCCAGAUGCAGACAUGACGAGGCUGAGCUCCACAUCAGGCAUCACUAUUGCCAUGAGCCCGUGGGGCAGUGGGCAGUCAGUGUCUUGAUACCCCUUAGCCUCAGGCAGAGGCUGCAUCAGCACUGAGUCAUGCUUGCAGCGUGCAUGUGUCAAGAAUCCAGCAGCCUGCUACCCUGCACGCCCAAACUACUUGCUGCCAGUCCUACUCAGCACACUGCAGUGUCAGAGGAGCCGCCAGAGAGGGUCCGCAAGGCCCCUCGCUUCACCAGCAUGAGGAGGAGGAAAGAACAGUUCAGCGGGUGGGCCUCAGUGACUGAGUGCUUCCCUUCCUCAGUAUCUUCUGGCUCGUGGCUUUCAGGGAACUGGAGACAUCUCAAAGCCUCCACCUGGCCUCACAGAGGGGAAGGGUCCUCACAAGGAACACAGGCCCAGCAAGAAAAGUGUCCCCCUCCCUCAACAAUGCUGGCCAGCAGUGUUCCAUGUCAUGGUGAUUGGGCCAAGGUCCCAUCCCUGUGCCCUCCUUUCAAUCAACGGUGAUCAUGUGAUUUUUAUUUCUGCUCCAUGUGGUUAGGGAAAAUUCUCCCAGAAGGUUCUGCUUUGGACAUUCAUAAUCUAGCUUGGAGCCCUUGCCCUGCCCUUCCCUCCCUUCACCCCCCUAAUCAUUGCAGCAUCCAGCCCAGUGUUGAACAGAUGUUAGUGUUUUGUCUCAUUACAAAUAAAUAGCCUUUAACUGAUCACAUCCCAUCUCUGGAACCUGGUUGCUAAACUGUGGGCCCUGCUCCUGUGCCUGGGGCCAUUGCUGUUUGUUCCUGAGGAUGGCCCACCUAGGUGGGCAGCUGGUCUCUAUUAAAUCAAAGGGUCUUCAGCAGCUGCCUUGAGCUCUCAACCUUGAGCUGGGGCCUGGUGCAGGUGGGCAACUCUACACCCCCUACUCUGAUGGCAAUUCCACUCCUAGUCAGCAGAGGCCUUGGUCCAGCUCAGGAGCUUGCAGCGGGUGCCAGCCCCAGAGUCUAGGUGCUCCCGUCAGUCUCU